This is a messenger RNA of Gopherus evgoodei (Goodes thornscrub tortoise), 4702 nucleotides long. RefSeq names its product tubulin tyrosine ligase like 4 (gene TTLL4). Gene Ontology annotation, cellular component: cilium. Gene Ontology annotation, biological process: microtubule cytoskeleton organization; protein polyglutamylation. Bases 1596 to 4484 code for a protein of 962 amino acids. The record is from RefSeq and is a predicted model, not a curated record. The transcript has 14 exons. NCBI's taxonomy places the organism in Eukaryota, Metazoa, Chordata, Testudines, Testudinidae. Gene Ontology annotation, molecular function: tubulin binding; tubulin-glutamic acid ligase activity.
GGCUGAGCAUGACAGUGUUCCUGAGGCCAUGCUGAGAGCUCCCGGUAACAGAACUCUGCAGCCAUUUCCAGCUGAAGACCUCGGUGUCCUUGAAGCCCCAGUGUGCCUGCACUGAUGCGAAUAUGGCUGGGGGAGAUGCACACCUGCCAGAGGCUGCAGGGACAGUCUGUGGCAGAGUUGUGCCUAGAAUCCAGAUCUCUCAAGUCUGUGUGGUGACCUCCCACUCAAUGCCCCCACUGUAUCCCACUGUGAAUGGGAAAACAAGCCUGAGCAUGGUUGGGCUUGUCCGGCUGGGUAUCUGGUUUAGGGUCCAGCUGUCUAAUUGACGGAUUGCUUUGUGAGCCGAUGCACCUCCCCCAGAGUCUUCAUUCAGCAGUAAGCAGACAGCGAAGCCAGAUGGGUGAACUGCAUGCAGUGCCUGGUUCCAGCAUGGGCAGUGUCUGCUGCCGCCUUCCUGUUGGUGGCUGGCCUGUUCUCCUUGUAGUAACAUUAACAGCCUGUCCCGUGGGCUGCUCUCUUAACUCCCUCCGAUUAGACUUGCUUAAAAUGACCCCCUCAAGUCAAUUCAGCCCCACGUUGAUAUUGUUAAAAUCCGGCUCUGCAAAGUGCUUGGAGAUCUCCGGAGGGGAAGCGCUGCCUGAAUGCUAAGUACUAUUGAAGCUCGGACCGUCACCAGUUACUCUGGGAUCCUUUUCAAAUCCAGCAGGAAGUCUCAUGCAAACGCCCUUUGCAGGAUGUGCAUCCCAAGUGCUGCAGGCGAUUUGGGCGAUCCCUUGCGUGGGUUUAAAAUCCCAGGUUUGGUUACACUGGUGCUCACUCCCGUGUGCAGACCAGAACCCUGUCCCAGGUGCCGGCAUUACACUCGCUUGGAGAACAGCUGUGAGCUAUACAGGCACCGGGCCCUGCCGUGGGUGGGAAAGGGGGCAGUGCGCCCAAGGGAGCAGUUCGUAAAGCACUGCCCUGGCAGCACAUGGGAAGUACCAAACGGAAAACCUCCCUCCUCUGUCUUUCCCUGUCGUGCGGCUGUAGAGGCAGAGCUGGGGAGAAUCGCUGGAGACGGCGCACUAUCCCCGUGCGCACACUGCAUGGUGCUUAUAAAGCAAUGGCAAACUCCUGCUGAAUCCACUAGGGCUUGGCCCAACAUUAAAGGUGCUUUGUAACUCCAGUAACUAUACCAAAGAGCAGCUCUACUCGGGAGCUGUCUAAGGAUGGUCUUCAGGGGCCCUGUAUGCGUCCCCAUGAGUCCAGAUCCAACUUCCUUAGUUUAGGAGUGUUUCUUUCUGACUCUUAGCCCUGCCAGCUUUCCUGGGAGCUGAGAGGCAAGCUGGUCUGUUCAGCAAUAAAGAUUCCAGCUCUGCAGCUGAUUUGUGAGCCCGAGUGGAGCCCAGCUCCUGCACCUGGCGGUGGUGGCCGAGACAGCCCACGGAACAGAGCGGUGGAAGAUGAGACUGCCCGAGAGAUUUUAGAGGACGUGGCGGUAGCAAUAUCUGGCUCUGUUUCAGAUGCAGAGCUGACAGGACCUUGGAGAAGAUGACGGUGAGACCACCUGAGUCCCUCUUCUGAGUCAGCCCUUGCCUGGUGUGCUAUGGCUCUACAUGGCCUCUGCAGGACCGGAACACUAUAGCAUAGACCUCAAAAAGGGAAGCAACUUCCAACUCCCCGUUCCAGCUGCGGAGAGACCCCUCAAGAGCCAGGCCUGGUUCCUCGCUCAGCAGCAGGUGAAGCCCAUCUGGAAGCUAGGAAGAAAGCAUGUGAGUACUUUCCAAGACCACAGGCCACUCCACUCAGGGAUCCCUCCCCAGCGCGCCUGCUUCUUGUACCCAGUCUCGUUAUGCAGCAGUCACCUGAGUGACCGAAGCCUGCCCCUCUCCCGGUCCCCGCCUCAUCCCUUCCCGGACCUCGCUGGGAGCACGUUGCUGUAUCGGCGCUCGUACUUCAGACACAAGCCCUACCAGCGGCUCGAGUCCAUCUGCGUACGGUCCAGUGCUUUGGAGAGCCGACAGCUUCCUUUCCCACCCAGAGGGCUCCAGGCUGACCACGGCAUGGCAUCCUCGGCGGUGGAACCAUUUCCCCGGCCGAGUGCAGCUGGGGAGCAGGCCGGCUCAGGGGGGAAAUGCACUCCUCUAGGCUCAGGUAAACAAACGUCCGGCCAGUACAAACCAGUGCUAAACAAUAACUCCUUCCUACGGCCAAACAGUGCUAAAGUGCCUUCACUGCAGUCGCCAGAGAACAAGAAACUGAAGAACACCCCCAGGUCUCCGGCGAUAUCUUGGUCCCAUUGUGGGGGGACCGGGGACGGCUCCUCCAUGAGUCUGGAGGACAGAUCUGGGAAAGGCAAUGGCCUUGUGCUGGAGCAAACCACCCCCAUGUCCCGCCUGUCUCCAGUUCAGCCCAACGUGGCCUUCCGAGCCGAGCAAAGCUCUUGGCACUUGGAGGACAGUGAGAGCCGGGUGCAGACUUUAAAAGCCAAGGAACGAGAGAUCCGGCUCACAGAGGCCGUGAGGAAACUGAGCAGGAAGGUUACCUACAACGAAUUCGGCCACAGGAUUGAGACCUCCUGCCUCAUGAACACGGGCUUCCAGUACAACCUAUUCAAUAGGAACAGCCGCUGGAAACAGCAUCUCCUCGCCCAGCUGAGCCCAAGAGAAACGACCGCCCCCUUCAACUUGGAGCUGGGUAACCGGUGCCUAAGCAGUAACCUGAGCCUGGCUGGCCCUAACAUUGCCGCCGUCUGCACUAAACGAAUAAGCGUCCGCCUCUUAGCCUCCAAUUCUGACUCUUGGGACCCCAGCGCACCCUGUCGGACUGUGAACUUCCUGGGCCCGAGCAGUGGAGACCUGGUGGGGAAAACCGAACCAGCCCACCAUGCUGACAUCUCCGCGGUAGCAGCUCAGAUGUCCACCAUCCAGCUGAGCAAGGAUGCGAAGUGGGAGCAGGCCGCUCCCCUGAGAGAGCCAGAGGCGACCGUCAACCUGCCCCUGCUCAACCCCGGGGAGCCCGAAGCCGAUGCAGAAGAAGAGCUUCCUGAUGGCCUGGAAGACGGCUGCAGUCAGGAUGAGGAGGAAGAGGAGGGCGAGUCGGACAGCUCCUCCGUCACAGGCUUAUCGCCCAACGGCUCUGUGGCUCUAAUUUCCAGGAAUUGUCUUGAGUGUUUGACCCAGCCGCUGGAGGCCCGAGAGCGGAUCCUCAAACCAGCUCUCAUAUGCAGUUUAUUCCCCACCGUGCCUCCAACCAUCUACUUCAGUACUCGGGACGAGAAAGUGGAGAAGCUCCCCUGGGAGCAGAGGAAGCUGCUGCGAUGGAAGAUGAGCACUGUCACCCCCAACAUUGUGAAGCAAACCAUCGGCAGGUCCCACUUCAAAGUCAGCAAGAAAAACAGCGACUGGUUGGGCUGCUGGGGCCAUCACAUGAAGUCGCCUGGCUUCAGAGCCAUCAAGGAACAUCAGAAGUUAAACCACUUCCCUGGCUCAUUUCAAAUCGGGAGGAAGGAUCGUCUGUGGCGCAACCUGUCAAAGAUGCAGGCUCGUUUUGGCAAGAAGGAGUUUAACUUCUUCCCCCAGUCCUUCAUCCUGCCCCAGGACAUCAAGCUGCUGAGGAAGGCCUGGGAGGAGAGCGGUACCCGCCAGAAGUGGAUCGUGAAACCACCGGCAUCGGCCAGAGGCAUUGGCAUCCAGGUCAUCCACAAAUGGAGCCAGCUGCCCAAGAGGAGGCCGCUGCUGGUGCAGAGAUACUUGCACAAGCCCUACCUCAUUGGCGGGUGCAAGUUUGACCUGAGGAUUUAUGUUUACGUCACUUGCUACGAUCCCCUCAGGAUCUACUUGUUCCGGGACGGAUUAGUGCGCUUUGCCAGCUGCAAAUAUUCCUCCUCCAUGAAGAGCCUCAGCAACAAGUUCAUGCACCUGACCAACUACAGCGUGAACAAGAAGAACACGGAGUACAAAUCCAACUCGGACGAGACUGCUUGUCAGGGGCACAAAUGGGCACUGAACGCACUCUGGAGCUACCUGAGCCAAAAGGGGGUGAACAGCGAGGCCAUCUGGGAGAAGAUCAAGGACAUCGUUAUCAAAACAAUCAUAGCGUCUGAGCCCUACGUGAACAGCCUGGUGAAAAUGUACGUGCGGCGUCCAUCCUGCUGCCACGAGCUCUUCGGCUUCGAUGUCAUGCUGGACGAGAACCUCAAGCCAUGGAUCUUGGAAGUGAACAUCUCCCCCAGCCUCCAUUCCAGUUCGCCACUGGACGUGAGCAUCAAGGGCCAGAUGAUCCGGGAUCUCCUCAACCUGGCUGGCUUUGUUCUUCCCAACGUGGAUGACGUGGCGUCGGGCUCAGGGAGUGCCAGCAGCUCCACCAUCAGGUCAGGGCGAGGCUUGAGCAGGGCCCGGCUGUGUGGCCUCUUCCUUCCUGGGACGGACAUGCCCAGCUGCAGAUGCUCUGUGGCAUCCCCCCCUUCCCUCCCCCCCCAGAGGCUCCAAGCAAGGCUGACCUAGGGUUGCCAGGUGCCCAGGUUGUGACCGUAAAGUCUGAUGGAAAAGGGGAUCUGACAGUGUCCCAUCAGAUCUAGGGCCCGGACACCCAAAGUCUGGUUCCUGUUGUUGCGGGAGGCACCAGCUCCUCAGCUGCACCAGCCCAUUCUCAGCUCCCAGCCCAGCUCCGCAGGCCAGUCCCUCCCGAUCCGACCCGGGCAGAGGGGAGAAGAGGAGUGAAU